AUGGCGUUGCAUUGGACCAGCGGUCUCGCGGUCGCCGUGACGGCGGCGCUCGCCGUGUCGGUGCUCUUCCCUACGGGCGUCGCGGGCCACCCGCUCCCUCCUGCAACAGGCAUGUUAUUCCCGCAGUUCUACCAGCACACGUGCCCGCAGCUGCAGGAGGUGGUGAGCGCCAUCGUGGCCAAGGAGCACGCCAAGGACCCCCGCAUGGCGGCGUCGCUGGUCCGGCUGCACUUCCACGACUGCUUCGUGCAGGGCUGCGACGCGUCGGUGCUGCUCGACGCCGACGGCAGCGGCAGGUUCCAGACCGAGAAGCGGUCCAACCCGAACCGCGACUCGCUGAGGGGCUACGAGGUCAUCGACGAGAUCAAGGCCGCCCUCGAGCACGCCUGCCCGCACACCGUCUCCUGCGCCGACAUCGUCGCCGUCGCCGCCAGGGACUCCACCGUCCUGACGGGCGGACCGGGCUGGGAGGUGCCACUGGGGAGGAGGGACUCGCUCACCGCCAGCUUGAGCGGCUCCAACAACCUCAUCCCUGCUCCCAACGACACCCUCCCCACCAUCACCGCCAAGUUCCACAACCAGGGACUUGACAUCGUCGACCUCGUCGCUCUCUCAGGGGCACACACCAUCGGAGACUCGCGCUGCGUCAGCUUCCGGCAGCGUCUGUACAACCAGAACAACGACGGGCGCCCGGACCCGACGCUGAACCCGGCCUACGCGGCGAAGCUGCGCGGGCGGUGCCCCAAGUCCGGUGGCGACCAGAUCCUCUUCGCGCUCGACCCGGCCACCCAGUUCCGGUUCGACAACCAGUACUACAAGAACAUCCUGGCCAUGAACGGCCUGCUCAACUCCGACGAGGUCCUGCUCACGCAGAGCCACGAGACCAUGGAACUCGUCAAGAGCUACGCCGCCAGCAACGAGCUCUUCUUCGACCACUUCGCCAAGUCCAUGGUCAAGAUGGGCAACAUCUCGCCGCUCACCGGGCACAGCGGCGAGAUCAGGAAGAUCUGCAGGAGGAUCAACCACCACUAG
Messenger RNA from Lolium rigidum, 1032 nucleotides. Its product is annotated as peroxidase 72-like. The transcript is spliced from 3 exons. NCBI's taxonomy places the organism in Eukaryota, Viridiplantae, Streptophyta, Magnoliopsida, Poales, Poaceae. Gene Ontology annotation, molecular function: heme binding; peroxidase activity. The record is from RefSeq and is a predicted model, not a curated record. Gene Ontology annotation, biological process: response to oxidative stress; hydrogen peroxide catabolic process. Bases 1 to 1032 code for a protein of 343 amino acids.